Messenger RNA from Rhagoletis zephyria (snowberry fruit fly), 2465 nucleotides. RefSeq names its product proton channel otopetrin-like a (gene OtopLa). Gene Ontology annotation, biological process: proton transmembrane transport. Gene Ontology annotation, cellular component: membrane. NCBI's taxonomy places the organism in Eukaryota, Metazoa, Arthropoda, Insecta, Diptera, Tephritidae. The record is from RefSeq and is a predicted model, not a curated record. Gene Ontology annotation, molecular function: proton channel activity.
UAAUUCCCUUUUCAUGUGCUUCACACUUUCAGCUGAAUAUUCACCGUUUCAAGGUUAUCGCCCGUUUCGGUCUCAUGCAUGUUGUCGCUACCAACAUUUGCGUUUGGAUACGCACGCUCGUCAAGGAAUCAUUGCUCGAAAUCACCCUUCAUCAUCAACGUCGCGAACCCGAUCCCGAUGCCUCGUCCAUUGCCCAGUCCAUACGCCAACAUGCAUUACGACAUGCUGGCACAGUUCUGCGCACACACGCCGGACCAAAUGAGCAAUUUGAGGUACUGGACGGCGAGGACUUACUUCCCGCCAAUGCCUACAAAACCGACAAUGUGCUCUCGAAAUUGGUGCGCAAAACUGUUGAUGGCAUCUCCAAGUCGUUCGGCAUGGGCGCUGCUGCAGGCGCCAAUGCCAAUGCAGCGCUCACCACGCUGCUCACAUCCACCACCAGACCCACGACCAUCACCACCACAACCACUACCCCUCGUCCUUAUUUCACCACACCAUCGUAUCAGUGGCAAAGCACUACUAUGGCACGCAAGUUGAAGAAGUUUAUCACGAGCACAACAGCUGCCACGACCACAACGUUGGGCACCACGCCUGCCAUACCAUCAACUACAACGCUGGCGAGCAGCCCUUUAACAACAACCACCACCACAACAACCACGACCACUGAGGCACCCUUCAGACAUCACUUUGAGCAUUCGGCAUUUACGACUGGUGCCCCAAGCGUUGCCACCGAUUAUCUUAUGUCCACACACGGCGCUCUUAUUGCCGACUCGCCAUCUACUACUGCCGAGACUAUGUCCUCUAGCAUCGGUUCGAGUAUUGGCUCGUUCUUUAAUAGUUUAAUAUCGUCGACGCCUAGCACCACCGUUAGCACAACCACACCCUCCACUACCACUGAGAAUGCUUUGAAUGUGAUGACCAACUUGCUUGGUCCCGGCAUGAAUAAUUUCCAAACCUACUCGGGCAUCUCCCACCCAGAGUCGACUGGCAUAGUGAGUUUUGAAAAUAUCGAGAGCCUCGAUAAUAUCUAUCCCGCCGCAUUGUCCUCCAACAUUGGUACUUUGAAUUCGACCGCUUGUGGACGUGUCGAUAUUAUGGGCACAAUUGUCUACGAUUCGGCACCUUUCCUGUAUCCCUUCAUUAUCGAAUACUCACUGAUUGGCGCUGUUGUCUUGUAUGUGAUGUGGAAGCAUAUCGGACGUUAUCCGGGUCGUAUGAACGACGAGGAUUUGGAGCAUCGUUUGGAAGUGAUGUUAUCACGUCGCGCUGUAGCAAUGGCGCAUCAGGCCCGUUCCGGACGUGUCGAUUGCGUGGGCUCGUCGAAAGGGUUGUUCUUUGGUCUGUUGUUGCUGGUAGGUGCUUUGAUUUGCCUGAUACUCUUCUUCGUCUUGGUGCGUCAUCAGCAGUUCUCGCUGCUAGCAAUUUACCUUGCCGACGCAAGUCACUGUAUACUCAUGGCAUUCGCUGUGCUCGCCAUCAUCAUUGGUUUUAUAAGAGUUAAAAAUUUGAAAUUCCGCUGUGAAGAGCAAUCCAAUCUUAACGACAUUCUACUACGCAUUUCCGCUUUUGGUCUCUUCACCUACUCGGUAUUUGGCGUUAUUGCCGGCAGUUUAAAGGCGCUCGAAAGCGAACCAAAUCUUCUAGUCAUGACCACAAGCGCUGUAGCGGUAUUCCAGGUGAUCUUACAAUUGCUCUUCAUAGCCGAUGUCUCGCGUCGUCGCGUUCACUUGCCCGAACAUGAUCGCAGCAAACCGGGCCGUCAGAUUGUCACAUUCCUAUUGAUCUGUAAUGUGGCUAUGUUUGCUAUUUACACGUUUGAAGCUCAAAAAGUAUUCGCCAAUCCUGUUCAACUAGACUUCUACGGCUUUGUGCCAUGGUCAAUAAUUCAGCGCGUCACACUGCCACUUUGCAUUUUCCACCGCUUCCACAGCGCUGUAACACUCGCCGAAAUCUGGAAGACAACGUACAAGGCACGCUUGGAAUAAGGAAACACGCUGGAUCUAGAAAAUAUAUUCAUGAGGAGAGCUGAUCAAAGUGUAAUGAAAGAAAUUGAGUAAACAGCAAAGAAACUGCCAAACUGCAAAAAGGUACCAAAAAGCAAGAAAAUAAUGGAUCGGAGGAAAAAGAUAUUGGUAAACGUGAAAUGCGGAAAAAAAUUUCAAACGAACCAGAUGAAUUGUACGAAAAAAUAUAGAAGAGAAACAGCGUAAAAUAGUUAAAAUUUAAUACAGAAAAAAGCAAGCAAAAAUAUGUAUGUAAUAACAGGAAUAGCCGUGCGAAGAAGCUAGGCAGCAGCAGUGUAGGGUCAAAAAAGGACUUGAGGUCAAGCAAUUUGAACCAUUAAUAAAAAGGUUACUCGCAUACGCAACCAUACACAGCCACAAAUACACCAUAAACAUGCAACAGCUAUGCAAUGCUAAGCAACAUGAACAUGAACUUACACUCAGAAAAAUGCAUAAUACAUA